ACACACACACACUCAACACACACAAAAAUACCAAUUCAUAAUCACUCACAUUUUAUUGCAAAAUGGCUACAAUGAUCAAGAAAACGUGCAUGCUCUUCAUCGCCGCCGUGUUGGUGACGAUGGUGGCGGUUGUGCCACUUGGCGAGGCGGCGAUAGGAUGCGGCACGGUGGUUUCGUACAUAAAACCGUGUCUGCCGUAUGUGACCGGGAGCGGCCCGUUGGGCGGCUGCUGCGGCGGCAUUAAGGGCCUCAACUCUGCCGCCAAGACGACACCCGACCGACAAAGUGCUUGCAGCUGCCUGAAAUCUCUCGCCGGCGGUGUCAACCUCGGCAAGGCCGCCGCGCUUCCCGGACAGUGUGGUGUUAAUAUUCCCUACAAGAUCAGCCCUUCCACUGAUUGCUCUAAGGUGAAAUGAGUUGACUCGAAGGAAAGUCAAGUGAUGCAGCAUGAUAUAUAUAUAAUAUUAUAAUAUAUGUUUUAACUAAAUAAAGAGUUUUAUUAGUUCACUUUUGAAUUAGUGAACUUGAUGCAUGCAUGUAUACAUGUUAUAUUUCUACAUUAUUUAUAUGAUGAAUAUACAGUAGCUAUUUUUCCUUAUUAA
Erythranthe guttata (spotted monkey flower) is the source of this 602-nucleotide messenger RNA. Its product is annotated as non-specific lipid-transfer protein 2. NCBI's taxonomy places the organism in Eukaryota, Viridiplantae, Streptophyta, Magnoliopsida, Lamiales, Phrymaceae. Gene Ontology annotation, biological process: lipid transport. The record is from RefSeq and is a predicted model, not a curated record. Gene Ontology annotation, molecular function: lipid binding.